Molecule: messenger RNA, 402 nt
Organism: Aspergillus nomiae NRRL 13137
Lineage: Eukaryota; Fungi; Ascomycota; Eurotiomycetes; Eurotiales; Aspergillaceae
Product: CVNH domain-containing protein
Exons: 2
Source: RefSeq, a predicted model, not a curated record
AUGAGCGACAGACCAUUUAACGAAACUGCCCGAAACCUCCAACUUGACGAAUUUGUCAAUGAGGAUGAUCCUUGUAUCCUACGUGGCGAGCUCCAAAAUGACGACGGCGAAUGGAUCCCGGCAGAAAUCAAUCUGAAUGAAGUCUUUUCAGCUUAUGAUAGUUCCGCCCGGCUUGAGUGGGGCGGGAAAGACUUCUCUCUAAUCGCUGUUCAGGUCAUUUUGAAUCUGCGCGUGAUUCCGAUAGAUGGUAAACUAGAGGAAAGGCCCAUGCUGGACGUGAUAUUAGAGGAUGAGCAGCAAGGAGAGGUCGAGGCGUGCGUAGACUUGAGCGAGGGAAUCAUAAACAAUAAUGGUCAAUUUGAGUACCAGUUGGACAGGGUAUCUGAGAGAGAAGUGAGGGCU